GCGACCACUGUGUCCCCCCCCGAAUUCGCUCUGUGGCGGGAGAGCGGCAUCGCCUUCGUCCCCCGAGGGGGGGGAGACAGCGCCUGCGUCCCAAACCCCACCCUGCGGAGCGGCCGCCGCGCCCGGGCCGAUGGACAGCCGGGGACAGAGCGAGGGUUCUGGGGGGACGUUGUCACUGGUCCCUUCCUCAUCUUCGGCCUCACCCAGAAUGGCACCCGUGAGAAGACGGCCACAGAGAUCUCAGUGGCCAAUGUCACAGCGCUGCUGUGGGAGCUGCACGGUGGAGGGGGCCAUGAGGAGCCCCCUCGGGAUGAAGAUGAUGAGGAUGGGGACCCUGCCGGCGACCCCCUCUGGGAUGGGGGCAGCCCCCUGGGCCCAGUGCUGCCCUCCUCAGUUCGGAUCCGGUUUCUGCCCCUCGGUUCGGCCCAGUGCCCCCCAGUUCGAGCAGGGUUGGAGCAGCGCUGUGGGGUCCUCGUGCUGGGCUGGAGGUCCCUGGAGGAGCUGACACCCCCUCUGCUGCGCCUGGCGGCCCCCACGGCAGUACUGCUGAUAGAGCUGCCCACGUUCGUGCCCGUCCUGCGGCCGCCUCAGAUCGAGGCGUUCCGGGCGCGGGCGUCGGCGUUGGCACGGGAUGGGGGCUUCGAGCCCUGGGAGGGGGCAGACGUGCCCCUGGGCUACGCGCGCUUCCGGCGCUGCCCCUCGCCCUGACCCCGCCCUCACCACAACAAACCCCGCCCCCACCCCUGACCACACCCACCUCCCUCAGGCCCCGCCCCCAUGCUAAUUUGAGCCAUGAAUCCCCGCCCCUAUCAUCAAGCCCCGCUCCCGACUCACACUUGCCACGUGAAGCCACGCCCCCUCCCCAUUCAUAAAGCGCCCUCUGCUCGCCCCCCCCUGGUUCUACUGCAGCAAGCACCGCAGCCACAGUCCCAUAUAGGGUAGAGCCUGGAGAUAAGGGGGGGGCCACCACAUGCUCCCCCCAUCCCAGGCACUGUUUUUGUCUUCCAGGAGCGCUGACGCACAAUGGCUGAGGA
Numida meleagris (helmeted guineafowl) is the source of this 1034-nucleotide messenger RNA. RefSeq names its product dynein assembly factor 3, axonemal-like. The record is from RefSeq and is a predicted model, not a curated record. Gene Ontology annotation, biological process: axonemal dynein complex assembly; motile cilium assembly. Lineage: Eukaryota; Metazoa; Chordata; Aves; Galliformes; Numididae.